CAUUUACAAUACUAUUCUACUCCUACUUAUAAACAACUAGAACAUAUUUCAAAAUGGCUUACAAUCUUCCAAAGAAAAAAGAUGGUAUAAAACUAGAUUAUCUACCAAUAGAUUGGACAACGAAAAAAGGUCGAAAAGUUGUUUUGGACGAGUACGACGUAAAGGAUGAACCAUCCUUACACGCAUUGUUCCAAGAUACCGUAAAUGUUGGCGAAAGUUACCCUCAAGAUUCAGCUACGUUAGAGGAGUUUCGCAGUUAUUACCUAACUCAUCAAGUAUUCGUUGUAAAGGAUUCUAAAGAAGGAAAUAUAUUAGGAGCGUUCUAUGUGAAACCAAACUUUCCCGGUCGUUCAUCGCACAUAUGUAAUUCCGGUUUUCUGGUUGAUGCUAUUUGUAAAGGCGAAGGAAUAGGGAAAUGGAUGGUAAAAAACUAUUUAAGAAUAGCUGCAGAUCUUGGUUACAAAGCCAGCUUUUUUAAUCUCGUCUUUGAGAUUAACAACGCCAUGAUUAGAAUAGCCCAGAAUCUUGGUUUCCAACAAGCAGGUCGUAUACCAAAGGCAGUAAAGUUGAACGAUGGCCGUUACAUAGAUGCUAUCCAAUUUUACAAAGAAUUUGAAGUAGAUGGCACCACUUAGUUUCAUAGUUGAAAGAAAAAAGGAGAAGACUACUUAAUAUAUGUAAAAGACUUUGUUAAUGAAAGGGAAAAUAACAAAAUAUUUCAUUAUUUAAUCAAAUUGUUCUACUAAAUUCUGUUUUUCUUUAUAUUUUAAAUAAAUUAAAGAUAGAGGAAAAGUUUUAAUGGAUAGUAGUUUUAUUCUUACUUUAAUCAUUUAAAUGUAAAGUAUAAAAAUAGAAGGGAAAAGAGAAGAGAGGGAAAGAAUGAGGAGGAGAAGAAGAAGAAGAAGAGAAGGAGACGGCGAAGAGUCUGGAGUAAACUUAAUAUGCAAUACUCGUGUGGAAAAUUUAAGCGGGCAAAUUUAAGGCGAAAUUAAGCGAAUAUGCGCUACGAAUCCUAAUUGGGAGAAAGGCCAAAGUUUUGACUUUUAUUUAUUUAUUUGGAUCUUUCUUUUCUGUUUGUCCGUGUGUGCGUCUCCUCUCUGUCUCUCUGUCUGUCUGUCUGUCUGUCUCUCUCUCUCUCUCUC
Dimorphilus gyrociliatus is the source of this 1142-nucleotide messenger RNA. The record is from the annotation of a GenBank genome assembly. NCBI's taxonomy places the organism in Eukaryota, Metazoa, Annelida, Polychaeta, Dinophilidae.